Messenger RNA from Carassius auratus (goldfish), 2096 nucleotides. RefSeq names its product gastrula zinc finger protein XlCGF8.2DB-like. Gene Ontology annotation, cellular component: nucleus. The record is from RefSeq and is a predicted model, not a curated record. NCBI's taxonomy places the organism in Eukaryota, Metazoa, Chordata, Actinopteri, Cypriniformes, Cyprinidae. Gene Ontology annotation, biological process: regulation of gene expression. Bases 415 to 1668 code for a protein of 417 amino acids. The transcript is spliced from 2 exons.
AGAAGACAGUUGUGUGUUGCCAAAUCCGCGGUUUUUAAGGAAUACUUUUAAACUGUUUAGCGGAAUUCCUCUUCUUAUGUUAAGUCUGUGCUUUCAAAGCGAUUUCUUCAAGAGGCCAAUUCAAACGAAACGAAACCGCUAUAGGCUAAUAUUGAUUAGCAAUUCGGCUGGUUUUGUUUACCACACCUGGCAACCCCACCAGCUAAAGCUAAAGCUAAAAUGUUAAACGUUCAUCUUGAGUAUAGAGUGAACAUCUAAAAUGAAGGUAAAGUUAAUUUACUGUAAAUUGUUUCUGAAUUCCACAACAGUCCACCAAUGAAGGUUAGCAAUAUUCCCAUCAUCCUAUCGGAAGAGGAACUCUAGCUCUGUAACAUACUAGUAAAGACUGAGUUAAUUAAAGAGGAGAUUGAUGACAUGAGUGAUCCAGAAACAUCCAGAAUGAAUCAUGAAGAUACUGAGGAACAAACAGAUCGGAUGGAGGUGGAAGAACAAAGGCAGGAAUUAAAUGAGGAGGUGGAGCAUUGUAGCUUCAAAACUCAAAGAGGAAAAUCAAAGAAGCAACACACCUGCUCACAGUGCGGAAAGACUUUCACACUUAAAUCAAGUCUCAGUAAUCAUAUGUGGCACCACUCUGGAGAAAAACCAUUUAACUGUGAUACAUGUGGUAAAAAAUAUACUUCGAUAUCAAACCUAAGAGCUCACAUGAAACUUCAUUUAGAUAAACCUUAUGUUUGUUCUAUCUGUGGAAAGACUUUCACACUUAAAUCAGGUCUCAGUAAUCAUAUGUGGCACCACUCUGGAGAAAAACCAUUUAACUGUGAUACGUGUGGUAAAAAAUAUACUUCGAUAUCAAAUCUAAAUCUUCACAUGAAACUUCAUUCGGAUAAGAAGACUUAUGUGUGUUCUGUCUGUGGAAAGACUUUCUCUCAGCUUAACUAUUGUAAUCGGCAUCAGAAAACACACGAUGAAGUGAGAGAUCACAUGUGUUGUGAGUGUGGGAAGAGCUUUACUACAGUUGGACAGCUGAAGCAGCAUCAGAGAAUACACACUGGAGAAAAACCUUACAAGUGCUCAUAUUGUGACAAGAGCUUCUCUCAACCUGGAAGUCUGAAAUCACACGAGCGAGUUCAUACUGGAGAGAAGCCGUACCGAUGCACUCAGUGUGGAGAGAGUUUCAAAUAUUCAACAGUUCUCAAUGAACAUCUUCACAUUCACUCUGGAGAAAAGGCAUUUAACUGUGAUCAGUGUGGUAAAGAGUUUUAUUCACCGUCACAACUGAAAAGACACCUGAGAAUCCAUACGAACUGGAAGCCUUAUGUGUGUUCUUAUUGUGGGAAGAGUUUUUCACUGUUGCCUAGGUUUAUACUUCACCAGAAAUCACACACCGGUGAGAAAAAUUUCAUGUGUAGUGAGUGUGGAAAGAGAUUUACUACAUCUAGCCAACUAAAAUGCCACCAAAGAGUUCACACUGGAGAAAAACCAUACAAGUGCUCAUACUGUGAGAAGAGUUUCUCCCAGUGGACACAGCAGAAAUCACAUGAACGGAUUCACACCGGAGAGAAGCCGUACAUUUGUACUCAGUGUGGAGACAGUUUUAGAAAUUCAAACUCUUUAGUGCUUCAUAUGAAAAAGCAUUUUCCAUCGAAUCCCAUCCAUUCCUCCAGUUAGUUAGUUUUCAGGUGCUUUAAAGACAUGACAAAUAUUCAUACAUUUAGAUCGGCAUCAAUAAUUGCAUUGUUUCUACAUUUGUUUAAAACUGAGAAUGGUGCAAAACAGCAUGAAGAAAAACAAAACAUUGUAACUGAUAAAGAAACAGGUGGCACUGAAGAUUAAAAAUGUAUUAGUAAAAGUCAAUAAAAUAUGAGUGCUUCGGAAACUUAUAAGCCAUUUUCCUAUAUAAGCAUAUUUAAAUGUUAAAUUAUGUUAGAUUCAGAUUACGUAAAUGUAUAAGGUACAAUAAACAAGUUUUUUUAAAUCUGAACUGCUGAAACUUUGUAUAACGAGUAUAACUUGUGUUCCUCAAUUGUAAGUCGCUUUGGCUAAAAGCGUCUGCUAAAUGAAUAAAAUGUAACUGUAAAGUACCACAAAAAUUGUGG